CACCACCCACUCCACGAAGCCGACGCCGUUGCACGCCUUCUUUGCCGCCGCCGCUCGCCCUUGCCGCCGCCGCCGACGCUGAUGCUCGCCCCUGCUGCCGCCGCAGACGCCGCCCCUGUCUCUGUUUUUCUUUUUUCUUUUGCUUCUUAGAUAAAUAGAAGAAUGGUGGUGUAGAUCUGACAAAAAUGUAAAUAGUUUUAGAAGAAGAAGAAAAGUAAGGGUAAACUGGAGGAGGGGUGAGUAAAGGGUUCUCAUAUGGCUACUUUCCCUGAGGACCACUGUCAUCAAAUCCUGAGAAAAUGAGAGAGAGAAAAAACCAGAGGAAAUUAAAAAAUCUCUAGUUAACGUAUUGACAAUUUUUGCUAUUAAACAAUGGUUAGAGGACCUGCAACUACUAUUUUAAGGAUUUACUCUUCAAGAAAAUGUGCCCACCGGUUUAGGAUUUUUACAUGGAAUCGGUCGCUACAUUCUGUUGGACAUUAUGAUGAUCAUAGAGUUCUCCAAAGUAACCCAGAGCCUCCUUUCUCAAGAACAGCAAACCAAGUUUGGUUUAGAUUGCUUUCUCAUAGCCCAAAGUUUGGAGUCUUUAAUAAUUUCAAUGUGAGACAGUUCUCAUUGAUAAGUGAGCACGAGGAAGAUAAGGAAAGUGACGAUAGUGUAAAUGGUUCAAAUGUGGUGGAAGUUGGGGAGUAUGAUGCAGAUGUUGGAAAAAAUAUUUGCUUUGAGAAUGAUACUUGGUAUUCAAUGAUGGUUACGGGUGGGGAUGGCUUCAAUGAGGGUAGUAUUUGUGGUUCCCUUGUGGAUGAUUCAAAAAAUAGUGAUGAUGACCUAAAAUUAACGAAACUGAGGAGCGAUGAGAGCGUCAGAUCAUGUGAUCCUGUUGCAUUAUAUCGUGAGCUUCGAAGUGUUGAAAUGGGUGGUGCAAAGCUAGAACAAUCUGAAUGGUUAACUCUUCAAGAAGUAUUUCGCUACUUUGUCAAUUCUGGUUGGGCUUGCAAUCAGGCCCUUGGUAUUUACAUUGGUAUGUCAUUUUUUCCAACAGCUGUACAUAAGUUUCGAAGCUUUUUCUUCAAGAAAUGCUGUACUGGUGUUGGCAAAUAUUUGGUGUUUCUUGGUCCGUCAGAUGAUGCUGUCAAAUUCCUUUUCCCAAUAUUUGUUGAAUAUUGUUUAGAAGAGUUUCCAGAUGAGAUUAAGCGGUUUCGAAGUAUGGUUGAUUCAGCUGACCUUACUAAGCCACACACUUGGUUUCCGUUUGCACGAGCAAUGAAACGUAAAAUUAUAUAUCAUUGUGGUCCAACUAAUAGUGGUAAAACCUACAAUGCUUUGCAAAGGUUUAUGGAAGCGAAGAAAGGGAUUUAUUGUAGUCCUCUUAGGUUAUUGGCCAUGGAAGUGUUUGAUAAGGUGAAUGCGCAUGGUGUUUAUUGUAGCCUUCUCACUGGGCAAGAAAAGAAGCUUGUACCAUUUUCUAGUCAUGUUGCCUGUACGGUUGAAAUGGUGUCAACAGAUGAGUUGUAUGAUGUUGCUGUCGUUGACGAGAUUCAGAUGAUGUCAGAUCCAUAUAGAGGAUAUGCAUGGACAAGGGCCUUGCUUGGAUUGAAAGCUGAUGAGAUUCAUUUAUGUGGGGAUCCUAGUGUUCUAAAUGUUGUACGGAAAAUUUGUUCAGAAACUGGGGAUGAGUUGCUUGAACAUCACUACGAGAGGUUUAAGCCAUUGGUUGUUGAAGCUAAAACACUUCUAGGUGAUCUUAGAAAUGUUAGAUCCGGUGAUUGUAUUGUUGCCUUUUCCAGAAGGGAGAUAUUUGAGGUUAAGUUGGCAAUUGAAAAACUCACCACACAUCGAUGUUGUGUUAUUUAUGGAGCAUUACCACCGGAGACUCGUAGACAUCAAGCAAAUUUGUUUAAUGAUCAAGAUAAUGAAUUUGAUGUGCUUGUUGCCAGUGAUGCGGUGGGAAUGGGCCUAAAUCUUAAUAUUAGGAGAGUGGUGUUUUAUAACCUUGCAAAGUACAAUGGGGACAAGGUUGUGCCUGUUCCUGCUUCACAAAUUAAGCAGAUUGCUGGAAGAGCUGGGCGCAGAGGAAGUCGCUAUCCAGAUGGACUUACAACCACAUUAAAUUUGGAUGAUCUUGAUUACUUGAUUGAGUGUUUGAAACAACCUUUCGAUGAUGUUAAGAAAAUCGGUCUCUUUCCUUACUUUGAGCAGGUUGAGCUGUUUGCUGGGAAAGUCUCUAAUCUUACAUUUUGCCAGCUACUGGAAAAAUUUAGUGAGAACUGUCGUCUCGAUGGUUCUUACUUUUUGUGCCGGCAUGAUCAUAUAAAAAAAGUUGCAAAUAUGUUGGAGAAGGUCCAAGGGUUAUCUCUUGAAGAUCGUUUUAACUUUUGUUUUGCCCCUGUUAAUGUUAGAGAUCCGAAGGCAAUGUACCAUCUUUUGAGGUUCGCUUCAUCAUAUAGUCACAACGUUCCUGUGAACAUUGCGAUGGGCAUGCCAAAGGGUUCUGCUCGAAAUGAUUCAGAGCUGUUGGAUCUUGAGACAAAGCAUCAAGUAUUGUCAAUGUAUCUUUGGUUGUCACAGCAUUUCAAGGAGGAAACUUUUCCUUAUGUGAAGAAGGCUGAGGUGAUGGCAACGGAUAUUGCUGACUUGUUAGGUCAAUCUUUGACAAAAGCUAAUUGGAAACCAGAAUCAAGGCAAGCUGGUAAACCUAAGCCUCAGCACAAAGAAGGGAAUGAAAAUCCAAGGUCUCCCGUGAGAUUGUAUGAGAAGCAAGUCAUCUGUGUUUUAGAUUCUUGAGUUGGUAUGGGGAGACUGAAGAAAAGAUACCAUCAUGCUUCAUCCUGAGAUCAAUCUCAAGAGGUACUGUAAAUGCAAAAGAUGGAGAUUGUAACUCAAAGAGAAGGAAGCCGCAGAUUGGGUUUAUGGUGGCAAAGUAGCCACUAAUAUUGUCCUUGCUCUUUGACUCAUCUCCAACUCUUAUUGGAACAGUUAUUCAUAUACAUAAGGCUCCUACCAACAACGCAUAGUGCACGAGGAGUCGAGAUACUUGUGGAGGUGAGAUAGAACAAGCCGAAGGAUAUCACUUCUUCGUAGUACGAGAAUGAUUUUGAUAUCUAAAAACUGAAUCGAUUUCAUUCAACAUUUGAUUUAAAGAACUAAGCUUAUUCUCGUGUAAGUAUGUCGCGAUGGAUGGUAUAGGGUCUAUAGUACCCCUAGCACUAGACCAUGAAGGGGCCGGGUCAAACCAUUGACAUGGAGGCUCUAUAACGUCAGGAGCUACAAAGACGAUGAGUAAAAAGAUACUAUGACUAUACUGAAGCAAUGGUACUAUUUCAAGAAGUUAUGCUAAACUCACAUCUAUUCUCUCCAUUUGAGUAUAUGGGUAAUACACUUUAGAAAAAUCUUGCUUGCUUACUGAUAAGCAAGAGCUCUAUUUAUGUAUAUAGUUCAUAAUGUUUUGAUAAAUUAGUGAUGCAACAAAUAUUUUUGAGUCAUUAAGAAUUCAUACUUAUUUCUUAUUAGGCAAGUAUUGUUAGUGUAGUUUGGUGGUAGUUAAUAUAUUGUUCUAUGAAUCUCUUUGACA
This is a messenger RNA of Momordica charantia (bitter melon), 3571 nucleotides long. The record is from RefSeq and is a predicted model, not a curated record. Lineage: Eukaryota; Viridiplantae; Streptophyta; Magnoliopsida; Cucurbitales; Cucurbitaceae.